Messenger RNA from Esox lucius (northern pike), 973 nucleotides. RefSeq names its product complement C1q-like protein 2. Bases 74 to 751 code for a protein of 225 amino acids. Lineage: Eukaryota; Metazoa; Chordata; Actinopteri; Esociformes; Esocidae. The record is from RefSeq and is a predicted model, not a curated record. Gene Ontology annotation, molecular function: protein binding. The transcript has 3 exons.
AUAAAGAGACUCAGCUGAGGAAUAAUACCGAACCACACUGUGGGGAACAUUCCAGAGGAAAAGGAAUUUAAGAAUGAAGGGGUUUUCUGUUUUGUUUCUGCUGGUGGCACCAGGCUGCUUGCUGUCAGUCUCUUUGGGAGACAACCAGGACCAGAAAGCAUGCUGCUUAUCUGACACUGGUUGCCUGAUGAAAGAACUGAUAUCUAUUGGAGAGAAACUAGGAACCAUGUUGGAGAAACAGGGAACUAUGGCGGAUAACCUGAGACUCAUGGAGACCAGGUUACAAACCAGCGAGAAGGAAGUGGAGGAGCUGAAGAGAUUAACUGGAGGCCAGCCUAAAGUGGCCUUCUCUGCUGCCCUCCGAGAGUCAGGCUCUGGGGACACUGGACCUUUCACCACCGACACUCCUCUUCAGUACAAGAAGGUCUUCUCAAACACCGGCAACUGUUACAACCCAGCCACAGGAGUCUUCACAGCCCAGGUGAAAGGAAUGUACUAUUUCCGUUUCACCCUGAGGAACAACUUGCAUUCUACUCCUAAUUCUGUGGCGUGGCUGUCCAAGAACAGCCAGAGGCUGGUGUCAGUCUGGGACGCAAACGGGUCUGAUUCCAAUGACCACGGCAGCAAUGCAGUGGUCAUUCCUCUGGAGGUGGGAGAUAAUGUCUAUGUUGUGUUGCAGGCUAAAAGGCUGAUCUAUGAUGACACCAUGAACUACAACACAUUCAGUGGCUUCCUGCUUUUCACAAUGUAAAUAUGAAAUGCAUGUUAGCAGAUACAACAAGUAACAGGUUAAAUUAAUUUAUUUCUAGACAAACAAUUUACAUAUUUUAUAAAUUAUUUAUUGUCAUACUCAUUUGACAAGGUUUCUGUUCCACCACAAACCAAAUAAAAUUUCAAAAUAACAUGCAGUCAUCAGGUGGAUAUGAAGAUAAAUGUAAAAAUAUAGAAAAAUAAACUUUGGUCCUGGAGCUAA